This is a messenger RNA of Pterocles gutturalis (yellow-throated sandgrouse), 2804 nucleotides long. It is a transcript of the gene ATG9A, whose product is annotated as autophagy related 9A. The coding region runs from base 75 to 2483 and encodes 802 amino acids. The record is from RefSeq and is a predicted model, not a curated record. Gene Ontology annotation, cellular component: phagophore assembly site; autophagosome. The transcript has 13 exons. Lineage: Eukaryota; Metazoa; Chordata; Aves; Pterocliformes; Pteroclidae. Gene Ontology annotation, biological process: protein localization to phagophore assembly site; autophagy of mitochondrion.
GGCAUCACAUCGAGAACCUGGACCUCUUCUUCUCUCGCAUCUAUAACCUGCAUCAGAAGAAUGGCUUCACCUGCAUGCUCAUUGGAGAGAUCUUUGAGCUCAUGCAGUUCAUCUUUGUGGUGGCAUUCACCACUUUUCUUAUCAGCUGCGUUGAUUACGACAUCCUUUUUGCCAACAAAGCAGUAAAUCACAGCCAGCAUCCCAGUGAGCCCAUUAAGGUGACUCUGCCAGAUGCCUUCCUGCCUCCAAACGUUUGCAGUGCAAGAAUCCAGGCAAACAGCUUCCUCAUCUGCAUCCUGGUGAUAGCUGGAGUUUUCUGGAUCCACCGACUUGUCAAAUUUAUCUACAACGUUUGCUGCUACUGGGAAAUUCACUCUUUCUACAUCAAUGCCCUCAAAAUCCCCAUGUCCACCCUUCCGUACUACACAUGGCAGGAGGUGCAGGCUCGCAUCGUGCAGAUCCAGAAGGAGCACCAGAUCUGCAUCCACAAAAAGGAGCUGACAGAGCUGGACAUCUACCACCGCAUCCUCCGCUUCAAGAACUACAUGGUGGCCAUGGUGAACAAGUCACUGCUGCCCAUCCGCUUCCGCCUGCCACUGCUGGGAGACACUGUCUUCUACACACGUGGGCUCAAGUACAACUUUGAGCUCAUCUUCUUCUGGGGGCCUGGCUCCCUCUUUGAGAACGAGUGGAGCCUGAAGGCCGAGUACAAGAGGGCUGGGAACCGCCUGGAGCUAGCUGAGAAGCUCAGCACUCGCAUCCUUUGGAUUGGCAUUGCUAACUUUCUCCUCUGCCCCCUCAUCCUCAUCUGGCAGAUCCUCUAUGCCUUCUUCAGCUACACAGAAAUCCUGAAGCGGGAGCCAGGCAGCCUGGGUGCCCGCUGCUGGUCUCUCUAUGGCCGCUGUUACCUCCGUCACUUCAACGAGCUGGACCAUGAACUGCACUCACGCCUCAGCAAGGGGUACAAGCCAGCUUCUAAGUACAUGAACUGCUUUAUCUCCCCUCUCCUCACCAUUGUGGCCAAGAACGUGGCCUUCUUUGCUGGCUCCAUCCUGGCUGUGCUCAUCGCUCUCACCAUCUACGAUGAGGAUGUGCUGGCGGUUGAGCAUGUCCUGACCACAGUCACCCUGCUCGGGGUGGGCAUCACAGUGUGCAGAUCAUUCAUCCCUGACCAGCACCUGGUGUUUUGCCCAGAGCAGCUGCUGCGAGUCAUCCUGGCACACAUCCACUACAUGCCUGACCACUGGCAGGGCAAUGCCCACCGCUACGAGACCAGGGACGAGUUUGCCCAGCUCUUCCAGUACAAAGCGGUCUUCAUCCUGGAGGAGCUCCUGAGUCCCAUCAUUACACCCCUGAUCCUCAUCGUCUGCCUGCGGCCGAAGUCCUUGGACAUUGUUGACUUCUUCCGCAACUUCACCGUGGAGGUGGUGGGUGUGGGCGACACCUGCUCCUUUGCCCAGAUGGACGUGCGCCAGCAUGGCCACCCAGCGUGGAUGUCAGCAGGGAAGACGGAGGCCUCCAUUUACCAGCAGGCCGAGGAUGGCAAGACGGAGCUGUCCCUCAUGCACUUUGCUAUCACCAACCCCAAGUGGCAGCCGCCCCGCGAGAGCACGGCCUUCAUCGGCUUCCUGAAGGAGCGGGUGCACCGGGACAGCAGCGUGGCACUGGCUCAGCAGGCUGUGCUCCCCGAAAAUGCUCUCUUCAGCUCCAUCCAGUCCCUGCAGUCGGAGUCGGAGCCGCACAGCCUGAUUGCCAAUGUGAUAGCGGGCUCCUCAGCACUGGGCUUCCACAUGGGCCGGGAUGGACAGGCUUCCCGCCAUCUCUCUGAAGUGGCCUCAGCCCUGCGUUCCUUCUCCCCGCUCCAGUCUGCCCAGCAGCCUCCCAGCAGCUUCCAAAUGUCAGGAAGGGAUGGAGAAGGAGCCCAGCCUCGGGGCGCCAGUGCCAUGACAGCCUCUGGUGCCGAUGCGAGGACCGUGAGCUCAGGGAGCAGCGCCUGGGAGGGUCAGCUACAGAGCAUGAUCCUGUCGGAGUACGCCUCCACCGAGAUGAGUCUCCACGCACUCUACAUGCAUGAGUUGCACAAGCAGCACGCCCAGCUGGAGCCCGAGCGGCACACUUGGCACCGGCGAGAGAGUGAUGAGAGCGGGGAGAGCGCCCAUGAGGAGCUGGAUGCUCAGCGUGGUGCCACCGUCCCCAUCCCUCGCUCUGCCAGCUACCCCUUUUCCUCACCGCGGCAGCCUGCCGAGGAGACGGCCACGCUGCAGACUGGCUUCCAGCGGCGAUACGGUGGCAUCACAGACCCAGGCACAGUACACAGAGCCCCAUCACACUUCUCCCGCCUCCCUCUGGGAGGCUGGGCUGAGGAUGGGCAGUCGGCAAGACACCCAGAGCCCGUGCCAGAGGAGAGCUCAGAGGAUGAGCUUCCACCACAGAUCCACAAGGUGCCACCUUUCCCUUUUGUCUUGGCAGGUAUAACCUUGUAGACUGGGGAUCUCAUGGGGACUGCAGACUGGGAGCCGCCUGGGCAGCAGGAUGUGGCAUCAGCCUUAUUCUCCUCCUGUCCUGAGUGGACAGGAUAGUCCUGGGCUCCAUUUUGUUGCCAUCAAUUGCCGAAGAGACAAAACUGCCAGGCCGGCGGCUUUGCGGUGGCACCUUGUGUCCAGCCGUGUGUCAAGUCAACGCCACUCUGACUCUUGUGGGGUGAAUGCGUGUGUGAGUACAUACAUGUGUCUGUGUUCACAUUGUGUCGUCCGUGUUGGAGGAUCACUACAGAGCCUGCGAAAGCUGACGUGACAGGAGUAGCA